ACAAGCGACAUUCCAGUCCAUCGCAGAUUUCAAUUUCGGCGAAGUCGGGUGGAGCCUCUGAGGCGGUGGGGAGGCGAAGGUUUUUUCCAGCAUUUAUUAUAGACAUUUUAUACUUUCAUCGGAAUUACCGUUAGAAGCUCAACCACCCGCUAAGAUGACGACGACCACUACGUUCCAAGGAAUGGACCCAAGCGCAAAAAAUAGCUCCAGGGUGCUACGACCCCCUGGCGGCGUUUCCAGUAUAUCCUUCGGCACGGAUGAGGAGAAACCCCCAGCGAGAAAGAACAGGAUGGCGUCCAACAUCUUUGCCGAACCCGAUGACCCGCACGCUCAUCGGCGGAACAACCCACCUGGGGGGGAAGCCAGUGGCGUUCUGUGCGGUGAGCCCUCUGCCCCCCUGAGAAGAUGCCACGUUCAGCCUCCUUGGAAGAAUUCGGUGUUGGAAGAGGGUCCAGGAAACCAAGCAAAGGAUUGGAACGAAGAGCACGCGGAACAUGUAGAGAAUGCGGAGGAGGAGGAGCAGGAGCAGGAGGAGGAGGAGGAGGAGGAGGAAGAGACGGCUGUGGAACAAGAGGAGCAGCCUCCGCAGCCGUCACGAUCCACAGUACCCGCCCCUGCCGGAGCCCCUGCCGCCCGGAAAUACCCCCCAGGAGGAAAGUCCAGUCUGAUCCUGGGUUGAGUUUGCUUUCUUCUCUUUUUUUCCCCCCGUCUUUUUUUUUUUUUUUUUUUUUUUGUCUUGCACCCUCUCUCCCCUUUUUUUAAGAGAAUCUUCAUGCUAUUUACAUCUUGUAUGAGCCAUGGAGUUUGCUCCUUUUUCUGCCCCCUUUCUAAAACAUUGACCAAAGCACUUUAUGUAUCCACUUUGAGUUCAGCCCAUCCUGUAGUGCAUCUCGCCUGCUGGAAAAGGCAUGAAGUUCUGCUUGUCUGUUCCCUAAUGUAAAUGGUAAAAAAAAGAAAAAAAGAAAAAGAUCUGAUG
Molecule: messenger RNA, 976 nt
Organism: Scleropages formosus (Asian bonytongue)
Lineage: Eukaryota; Metazoa; Chordata; Actinopteri; Osteoglossiformes; Osteoglossidae
Product: jupiter microtubule associated homolog 1-like
Exons: 5
Coding region: 155-679 (174 amino acids)
Cellular component (GO): nucleus
Source: RefSeq, a predicted model, not a curated record